This is a messenger RNA of Drosophila bipectinata, 1639 nucleotides long. RefSeq lists its product as uncharacterized. The record is from RefSeq and is a predicted model, not a curated record. NCBI's taxonomy places the organism in Eukaryota, Metazoa, Arthropoda, Insecta, Diptera, Drosophilidae.
GGGUCUCCCCAGCAGUCUAGCCCAAAAGACGAGCGCGAGUGGAUCGCUUUGAAGAGCGUAACUAUUUUUGUGAUUACGUGGUGAUAUAUACGUCUAUUUUCGAAAUGGUAGUCAUAAAGAACGAACAGAAGAUCUCAGUUCCGGAGUAUCUGAACGAAAAGUUUUUCACGGAUACUUUGGAGGAGGGACUUCGUGAAACUAAGGUGACCCUGAAAGAGAUCAACUUUGAGUGGGGCAGUAAUCCUGGGGACAACUACUGCUCGGCAAUCUAUCGAGUCCAGGUCUCAUUUGCCAAAUGGGUAGAUGGCAAGGAGUCGCCAGUGAAAGAGCAGCUCUCGCUGAUAGUUAAGACCAUUCCCAUCACAGAGGCCACGCAGUUCCUGGAGGAUGUUAGCGUGUUCAUCAAGGAGAAACAGACCUACACUGAUGUCCUGCCACGUCUGGACAUUCUCAGCCGCAACGACAAGUUCGGCGCAAAGUACUACCAUUCGGUGAAGGCCCCGGUACAAACUAUUGUGUUUAGUGACCUAAAGGUGGAGGGCUAUAAAGUGGCUUCUCGGGAAUCUGGCCUGGACUGGAACCAUGCCUCCCUCAUUCUGCAACAACUGGGCAAGUUCCACGCCACCUCAAUGGUAUUGGCUAAGAAGGACCCUGCCAUCGUGAAACAAUAUACCCGCGGUAUGCUGAGCGAAGACAUUCUGAUGAAGAGUGACACCUUCGAACAUAUGUUUGGUGGUUUCCUCAAGGGUCUCAUCAAGAGCUCUGCCAGUUGGCCCGGCUUCGAGAAGAUUAGCGCCAACCUGCAGCGACUUAUGGAUAACUUCCGGCAAGUGUGCGUGGAUGCAGCUAAGCCAAAGCCCGGAGAUCGGUACGUUGUUCUGAACCAUGGUGAUAUGUGGACGAACAACUUCAUGUACGCGUAUGAGAAUGCUUCCAAGCCGGAAGUUCCCACACGAGCCAUCUUUGUCGAUUUCCAACUGAGUUUCUACGGAAGUCCAGCGUGCGAUUUGAACUUCUUCCUGAACACUAGCCUUAAGUUCGAGCUUGUCCAGGAGCGAAGGGAAGAGCUCAUAAAAGUGUACUAUGCUGCCUUCAAGGACGCCUUGGAAUACGCCCGCUUUGAGGACAUUCCCACCUAUGAAGACCUGCAAUAUGAGCUUCGCAGCCGCGAGACCUACGGACUGUUUGGGUUGUUUGCUUUCCUGCCAAUGAUCACAAUGCCCAAGGAGCUGGCCCAGGACAAUAGUAUAGAAAAUAUGCAGGACGAGGCCUUUAAGCAGCGCAAAAUGGAUGCCAUCUUCGCCCAAAAGUUCCUCAACGAUUAUCAAAAGUGGGCCCUGAAGCGAGCGGAUACGCUCGGCGUAUUUGGUGACUACUAGAUACCUAGUUUCACCUAUUGGGGUUAGAGUUCGCUAACCUUUGUGAUUAAAUUCCGGUCGUCUUCCCAAAAUGCUGCCCGACUUGGUAGUCCAUUUGGUACAUACUUAUAUAUGUAUACAUGUGGACAUGUUGACUCUUUCCAUGAAAAGGCUAAGUUUAAUUAAACUCGUUUUGGAAGGCAUAUAAUUAGAUUAGAGAGUUGAUAUCAGAAAAGAAUAUUAAAUGGGUGUGAACUGUUUUAUUUCAUACCACCAAGAUA